UUCUCCAUAGAUCCAAUAUAAAUAGUCACCAAUGGAAAGAUCGUUAUUCAGUUUAUUCGCAAGAACUCGUUUGUGCUGUUGUAAUUGCUCCAUCAAGAAUUAUAGAAAUAUUAGCCAAACUGUAAACUAUUGUACUUUUUUACGGGAAGUUAAAUUAGUUAAAGUCAAAAUGAAGAUCGAGACAUUUCACGACGUUCGUAAAAGACGACUUAGUAGGACAUGUAGUGAUAGUGAAAGGCUACUUCGAGCUGCUAAUGGCGAUCAAAGGAUCAGCACCAUGGCCACCAUAAUCGAUGGCAAGAAAAUUUCACAGGACAUACAGUCAGAACUUAAGGAAGAAGUUAGCGAAUGGAUAGCAAAAGGCAAUCGAAAACCGCACCUAACUGCAGUAUUAGUAGGUGAAGAUCCCGCCAGUGAAAUAUAUGUACGAAAUAAGAUGACGGCCGCCAAGAAUGUUGGCAUCGACAGUGAAACAAAACGUCUUCCUCCCACCAUUAGCGAGGACGAUCUCCUCGCCGAGAUAAAAAAACUUAACGAAGAUCCCAAUGUAGAUGGGAUAAUAGUACAACUACCUGUUCCGCCUCACAUUGAUGAGUAUAAAGUAUGCAAUGCAGUAUGCCCACAAAAGGAUGUAGACGGCUUCAAUGAAGUCAACAUUGGACGACUAUGCUUAGAUGUAGGACACUUAAUUCCAUGUACACCGCUAGGGGUGUAUGAAUUAUUGCGUAGGUACAAAAUAGAUACAUUUGGAAAGAAUGCCGUAGUCGUUGGACGGUCAAAGCACAUUGGAAUGCCUAUGGCAAUGCUCCUUCACACGGACGGAAAACUCGGUCAUCUUGGGCUAGAUGCCACCGUCACGAUAUGCCAUCGAUACACUCCCCCUGAAGAACUGAAAAAACACUGUCUGCAGGCAGAUAUUAUUGUUGUUGCGACGGGAAUACCACAUUUAAUUAAGGCGGACAUGGUAAAGCCAGGAGCUUGUGUAAUUGAUGUGGGAAUUACCAGAAUAAAGGACCCAGAAGGAGGGAAGGAUAAAUUAGUUGGCGAUGUAGAUUUUGAAAACGUUAAAAAAGUGGCGGGCUCCAUUACGCCUGUCCCCGGUGGUGUUGGUCCAAUGACUGUUGCGAUGUUACUCAAAAAUACUCUCUUAGCGGCAAAACAUGUAAACAACUAAACAGAAAACUGCAUUUCAUACAUUGCAGCAUUGCAUCCGAUAAAGUAUUAAGUUACUGACAAACCUUGAACAUCCAACAAACUGGGAAAUCAAACCGAAUUUUGCCUUACAAUAAUUAUUUAAAUAAAAACAU
Messenger RNA from Hermetia illucens (black soldier fly), 1307 nucleotides. It is a transcript of the gene Nmdmc, whose product is annotated as bifunctional methylenetetrahydrofolate dehydrogenase/cyclohydrolase, mitochondrial. Gene Ontology annotation, biological process: tetrahydrofolate interconversion. Gene Ontology annotation, molecular function: methylenetetrahydrofolate dehydrogenase (NADP+) activity; methenyltetrahydrofolate cyclohydrolase activity; methylenetetrahydrofolate dehydrogenase (NAD+) activity. The coding region runs from base 32 to 1174 and encodes 380 amino acids. The record is from RefSeq and is a predicted model, not a curated record. NCBI's taxonomy places the organism in Eukaryota, Metazoa, Arthropoda, Insecta, Diptera, Stratiomyidae. The transcript is spliced from 5 exons. Gene Ontology annotation, cellular component: mitochondrion.